AUGAUGAAGCUGCAAGUUCUCACGGGCGGGAGUUGCCGGUGCGUGCACGUGCUUGGGUGCGGCGCGGGCGCGGAAAUGGGAUGUGGAUAUUGUGGGAGUCCUCACUGCAAGAUCAAGACUCGCGCCAUGGCCACCAUCUCCUCGACGCCCAUCGUCAUCGACGGCAAGGGCCAUUUGCUUGGUCGCCUGGCCUCCAUCCUCGCCAAGCAGGCCCUCUCUGGCCAGAAGGUCGUCGUCGUCCGGUGCGAGGAGAUCAACAUCUCGGGUAGCUUCUUCCGCAACAAGCUCCGCUACCACAACUUCCUCCACAAGCGCCACAUUGUGAACCCCAAAAAGUCCGGCCCCUUCCACUUCCGCGCGCCGUCCAAGAUCCUCUACCGCGCCAUCCGCGGCAUGGUCCCCCACAAGACCGCCCGCGGCGCCGCCGCCCUGGAGCGCCUGAAGCUCUUCGAGGGCGUGCCCCCGCCAUACGACCGGAAGAAGAAGAUGGUGGUGCCCGAGGCUCUGCGGGUGUUGAGGCUGAAGCCGGGACGCAAGUUCUGCACGGUCAAGCGCCUCUCGCACGAGGUUGGCUGGGGCUACAAGGACGUCGUCGACCGUCUCGAGGAGAAGCGGAAGGUCAAGGCACAGGCCUUCCACGAGCGCAAGGUGGCUGCGCUCAAGCUCCGCCAGAAGGCCUUGGCCGACACAGCUUCGGACUUCCCGAAGCUCACCACCCUCGGCUACUAA
Molecule: messenger RNA, 729 nt
Organism: Peniophora sp. CBMAI 1063
Lineage: Eukaryota; Fungi; Basidiomycota; Agaricomycetes; Russulales; Peniophoraceae
Source: the annotation of a GenBank genome assembly